Pipistrellus nathusii (Nathusius's pipistrelle) is the source of this 765-nucleotide messenger RNA. NCBI's taxonomy places the organism in Eukaryota, Metazoa, Chordata, Mammalia, Chiroptera, Vespertilionidae. The record is from the annotation of a GenBank genome assembly.
AUGUCCCUUGUCCGGGGUCAUGGAGACGUUGCGGCCACCCCGGCGGCGCCUCUGUCCGAAGAAGGGGAAGUGACCUCCGGCCUCCAGGCUCUGGCCGUGGGAGACCCCGCAGGCCCGCCGGCUUCGGCCGGUAGAGGCGAGGAAGAGGGGGGAGGAGGCCGGGAGGAGGCCGAGCGUGAGGGGCCUGGGGUCGAGGAGGCGCAGGGAGAAGCCCCUAGCGCCGAGGGGGAAGAGCCAGCCCAGGCAGACCCCGAGGACUGGUGCGUGCCCUGCAGCGAUGAGGAGGUGGAGCUGCCGGCCGAUGGGCAGGUCUGGAUGCCGCCCCCCUCCGAAAUCCAGCGGCUCUAUGAACUGCUGGCGGCCCAGGGCACCCUGGAGCUCCAGGCCGAGAUCCUGCCCCGCCGGCCGCCCACUCCCGAGGCUCAGAGUGAAGAGGAGAGAUCCGACGAGGAGCCCGAGGCCAAAGAGGAGCAAGAGGAAAAGCCGCACAUGCCCACAGAAUUUGACUUUGAUGAUGAGCCCCUGACACCAAAGGACUCCCUGAUUGACCGAAGGCGCACCCCAGGAAGCUCCGCCCGGAGCCAGAAACGGGAAGCCCGCCUGGACAAAGUCCUCUCGGACAUGAAGCGACACAAGAAGCUGGAGGAGCAGAUCCUUCGUACUGGCAGGGACCUGUUCAGCCUGGACUCGGGGGACCCCAACCCUGCCAGCCCCCCACUGCGGUCCUCAGGGAGUAGUCUCUUCCCCCGGCAGCGGAAAUACUGA